GGCCGUGCGGGUGGUUCACUAUUCGCGAAGGACGGAGCGUCCCCGUUUCCAGAAGCGAACGUCUGAGCCGUAGGACGCGACACGGCGCUGCCCUUGGUUGAAAGGCCUCAAGGACCUCGGGCCGGGAGGCCCACCCCUCUGGACGAUGGUGUUCUCUGCCGGACUGGCCCCUUCCCAUCCCGGGGCCCCCAACACGACUUUCGUCGUCUACGAGAAUGCCUAUCCGAACUUCACGACCCCUCCGCCUUUCCUCCACCCGGGCGUGGACCCCCCCGUGAGGCACGGCUCCGAGCCCGGGGCCACCACCGAGAUGAGGACCCUGGCGAUCAACAGCACCUCCGCCCCGUCGCCGUCCGAGGCUUUUAAGAGCCUGAACCUGCCCCUCCAGAUCCUCCUCUCGGCCCUGAUGGUCUUCAUCCUGCUGGUUUCGUUCCUCGGGAACCUGGUGGUCUGCCUGAUGGUGUACCAGAAGGCGGCCAUGCGCUCCGCCAUUAACAUCCUCCUGGCCAACCUGGCUUUCGCCGACAUGCUCCUGGCUGUGCUGAACAUGCCCUUCGCCCUGGUGACGGUCCUCACGACCCGGUGGAUCUUCGGCGACGCCUUCUGCCGGGUGUCCGCCAUGUUUUUCUGGCUGUUCGUCAUGGAGGGGGUGGCCGUCCUCCUCGUCAUCAGCAUCGACCGGUUCCUCAUCAUCGUCCAGCGGCAGGACCGACUGAACCCGCACCGGGCGAAGGUCCUCAUCGCCGUCUCCUGGGCGACGUCCCUCUGCGUGGCCUUCCCGCUGGCCGUGGGCAACCCGGACCUCCAGGUGCCGCCCAGGGCCCCGCAGUGCGUCUUCGGCUACACCGCCCAACCCGGCUACCGGGCCUACGUGGUCCUGGUGGUCCUGCUGUCCUUCUUCAUCCCCUUCCUGGUGAUGCUCUAUUCCUUCCUGGCCAUCCUCAACACCGUCCGCCACAACGCGGUCCGGAUCCACAACUAUCCGGACGGCAUCUGCCUCAGCCAGGCCGGGAAGCUCGGCCUGAUGAGCCUGCAGAGGCCGUUCCAGGUGAACGUCGACAUGAGCUUCAAAACGCGGGCCUUCACCACCAUCCUGAUCCUCUUCGCCGUCUUCGUCGUCUGCUGGGCCCCCUUCAUGGCGUACAGCCUGGUGGCCACCUUCGACGCCCGCUUCUACUCCGGGCGUGACUUUUUCGAGAUCAGCGCCUGGCUCCUCUGGCUCUGCUACCUCAAGUCGGCCCUGAACCCGCUCAUCUACUACUGGAGGAUCAAAAAGUUCCACGACGCCUGCCAAGAUUUAAUGCCGAGAUACUUCAAGUUCUUUCCGCAGCUGCCGGGCCACACGCGGCGAAGGAUCCGCCCGAGUGCCGUCUACGUUUGCGGGGAGCACAGGACGGUGGUCCGGCCUGCGCUUACCGAGCCAGCCGUGGCAUCGGAUCGUGGGGGUUUUGUUUGCUGCUAAAGGUACGCUUAGUGGUCGGUCUUUUUUUCCGGAGGACAUUGCUGCUUUCUCCCGCCACGGCACUGGAGCCAAAAAAGAAAGGGCACGGUCUUCAAAAUAGCUGCCAUUUCAUUUUUAUCGAGACCAUCCACGGCGGUUUGGACGUUUCGGAGUCUUUAACGUUUACUUUGCACUUUAUGAAACUCUCCACCGACUCCCGUUAUCCUGGGGGGCUUUGGGGCAGCAAAUGGUUUGAAAGUUUCUAUACGCGGUCCCUUCCCAUAGCGUCUGAGCGGAAGCGACGGCUCUCCCUUAAACUUGGAUUUCCAUCCGCGUGCUCAGUUUCGUUAGGUUUAGCUACCGAAAGGUAUCCAAGCACAAUAGCAGACUCUCCAGGGGUGGGGUGAAGAACCCAGGGAAAAAAAAGAACUGAGGGAAAAGGGGGAAACCAAGGUCCACGCGCGAUAGGAGAAAAUAAAAAGGGAAAACGCAUUUGUACCGAGCAGCCUUGUUUGGCCAUUGCGAUUACACGUAUGUGCCUAUUGGUAAAUCACUGGAGACUGUAAAAUGGAGGAGGGUUUAAGCACAGCUCCCCUGUGAAGGAUAGACACCUUAAAAUCACAGGUACAGGAUAGAACUUUUGCUAUGACACUGAGGCCUGAAUUUCAUCAGACAGGCACUACUUUGUCAAGGGACACCAGGCGGCAACAAUCGAAAGGAGGAUUUCUUUUAUUUAGAAAAAAACCCUGCACACCAGACCCCGGUUCUCGUAGAUAACCCCACUGGGCUCCAGAACUCUGUACUGAUUUAAACAUUAGAAGCCAGUCUGGAUUCAAAGGCAACUGAAGAAAAUGAUGGUUCGGUCCACCCAAAUCCCCAAACCAUUAUUAAUUAACCAGAUCAGCCCCGCUGGUCAGUCGGACACUGGAAUAGGGACAGGCCCUUUGUCCAAUGUGAGGGGUGGGGGGGGAGUCUGCCCAAGGCUGAAGUUGGAGCAUUGAGCUAUCAUUAUCAUCAUUAUUAUUAUUUUAAGGAGAUUCAUGUGGUACCUUAGUAUCAGACGGCAUCUUUUCUCUGAAGAGCGAAAGUGUUUUUGUCUGCUUUCCCUCUCAUAUUCUCAUUACAGUUCCGCGAGGUAAGGAGGGGGCAGAUAUUAUGCCCAAGAGCUGAAAGGGAAAUGAAAGCAAACACUCUGCAGUAUUAUUUCCCUUCCUCUUCAUACUCGGUUCCCAGCCUUUGGUACCACGUUAUGAGUCGGACUCUUGGUGGUUUUCGGAAUAUCUACAAGGCGUGAUUCCAUCGCUCACCACCCAAGUUGACCCUCUCCUUGAGAAGCUCUCUUGAAAACUGGCUGGUUUGCAGAUCAUCAUGUAGAUUUAAAGGUUAUCUCUACCUGAUCAUCUACCUCUUCAGUUUAGGUUCACAUUGACCACUGAUGUCUCUCAGUUAAUGAUCAUGUCAAGGUUUCAUCUCCUUCCCCAUAAAAAGUUACAUUAUUCCUCCUUGUCAUUGCCAUUGGUGCUGAAACAUGCAUUUAAACACACACACACACACACACCUCCUCUCCCCGCGUCCCCCAAGAAAGCACACAGACUAAACCACAAAUUUGAACCCAUUGCUUUCUAUGAAAUUUGCAGACUGGAUUGAAGCAAGAGUUAAAGUAUUUGUGAAAUUAUAGAAUAAGGACAAUCUGUGAACAUAGUUGUGUGUCAUCCCACUCUGUGAAGAUUCGUACUCAGGGCAUUUUAAAGAACCUUUUUUUUUUUUUGUCAUGACCCGUCGUGUGGUUGGCACAAAAUGCUUUUUGAUUUCUUUUAAGGAGCAACUUCUAUUGCACUGCAUCCGAUCAAUGCAAAACUGAAAUUCUGCUCUCCGUGAGAAAGAGAGAGAAGGAGAAGGGAGGAAAACUUUUUCUGUUCUUUUGUUAAUCCCAAAUGGAUUUGAAAGUGGCACCUAGCAGUUAAUACCACUGGAUAAUUUCUCAAUGGAACAGCAAGGUCAUUUAAACAUGUGCAACCAUUGAAGAUUUUUCAAACUGCAGCUCUCAACUGGAUUGUCCUCAGGACACAAGGCCUUAGAGAAUUCUGGUGUGGAUUUAUUGUUCUGCAGCUGUUAGAUUUUUUAUUUUCCAGAAAAGAAAAAAAAAUCAAGUGCUUUUAAGGGAAAGAAAUGUCUACUACCAUUGUUGACUAUGUGUCUGUUUAUCGUUAUAUUGUGCUCUCCCAAGUGCUCAGUACAGCGCUCAGCACACA
Molecule: messenger RNA, 3693 nt
Organism: Tachyglossus aculeatus (Australian echidna)
Lineage: Eukaryota; Metazoa; Chordata; Mammalia; Monotremata; Tachyglossidae
Gene: GPR63
Product: G protein-coupled receptor 63
Exons: 2
Coding region: 146-1462 (438 amino acids)
Biological process (GO): G protein-coupled receptor signaling pathway
Cellular component (GO): membrane
Molecular function (GO): G protein-coupled receptor activity
Source: RefSeq, a predicted model, not a curated record